Molecule: messenger RNA, 4839 nt
Organism: Ochotona curzoniae (black-lipped pika)
Lineage: Eukaryota; Metazoa; Chordata; Mammalia; Lagomorpha; Ochotonidae
Product: interferon-induced very large GTPase 1-like
Molecular function (GO): GTP binding
Source: RefSeq, a predicted model, not a curated record
UUUUUUGAAGCUAGCUCCAGUUCCACUAAACAUUCAUACUCAAAACAAUCUCUCCCCACCAAGCCCCACAUUCACCCAAUGGAUAUUCAGAUGGCAAUUUUUCAUUGUGUAGAUGAUUUUACCAGGCAAUAUAUUUUGGCCAAACUUGCCAUUUGCCAAUUUGCCCUCCCCCUUGUAGUGCCUAAUCCUUGCAAUUCUCAGAUUGAAUUCUCCCUCUGGUCUCUCAGAAAAAUCAGGAGAAGUUGGAAAAGUUGGCAGCAAGGCAGGAAAUCACCAAAUGGGAAGAAGAACAGUUACAGGAAUCAGCAGAUGUGUUGUGUCUCUACCCCCAUUGUGUCCUUCAUCAGAGUUGGGGAUGGCUUCUCUGCUUCCAAAUCUCAGAUCAUGAACUGUCUUCUUGGUAAAAGUAAAAACAAUAUGUUUUUUCACCGCCACUGCAGAGGAAGCACAAAAGACUGUCUCUUGAUGGAGGGUGUGGUGGAAGUCAGCUGGUUCUGUCCUGGGGGUGAUGAUGGGGACAGAUUUGACAACUGUGUGACCUUCACCAAUCUUCAUGGAGAUGCAAAGGAGCAUAAGCAGCAGCUCACCUUCCUGCAGGAAAUCUCUUCUCUCAUUGUGGUCCUCAUGUCAGUUUCUGAUAACAAUGAAGAAAAUAGGAAGCUUGUUCGUGACCUCUACCAGUCACCAAAACCUUUGAUCUUCUUGCUUGAUGACAAAGAAGAAAUCAUGGACAAAAAGUCUGGUAAGAGAGUUGGAAUUGGCAUCAGGAACAGAAAUGAGGCAGAAUUAACGGAGAAGAUCACAACUGCAAUCAGGCAUUUGUUAGAGUCCUCUGACAUUUCCCUCAGCCUGGAAGACUGUUCCCUGAUUGCUCGCCAGCAAGGAUUCCUUAUCGAUGAAGACCAGAGAGACUGCAAAGAAGCCAAAGAAAAGGCACAGACUCUAAUGGCCCUCCUGUCAGAAACAGAGUUAUCUCACGUGAAGGAACAUUUACUGCCCUUACAGGGACAACUGUGGCACCUGUGGUGUAGAAAGGACAAAGAGCUCUACCAUCUGACAGAAAAGGGGAAUCGGAGCAUUGAGCAACACAAGAGUGACAUUGAGACAGAGAAACAAGAGAUACGGCAACAACAGUUGAGCAGAGCCUUUCCUCUCAAUGAUUUAAUGAGAUCUGUUCUUGAAAUUCUUCAAGGAAAUUCAGAAACUCACACCAAGCUCUACUUUUUACAGUGGCUGAGUGUGUUUUUGGAUAAUCUGACUACACAACACUUAGAACAAUUGCGUGAGAAGCAAAGAUCAUUGUGGUCAAAGGUACAAGAGGAGAAGAAAAAUAUGCCAGAGAGCAGUUCUCUGAAAGACUGGCAAAGUCAGAUAGAAGCCAUUUCCUCAGAGAUUGAUAAGUGUACUCUUGGAGUUGAACACCUUCUCAGAGAAGCUGGCCAGAUCUAUGAAGCCUUGGAAGAAUCAUCCUCCAAAAAAGAGCUUCUCUUUCUUUCCCUUCCUGAAAUUGCUGCAGAUCUGAUGAUAGCUGGUGUUCCCAUUGAACUGAUGGAUGGGGAUGCCUCAUAUGUGCCUCUAAAGUGGGUCGCAGCUAUUUUUGACAAGCUUGCUGAGAAACUUGGAGACAAAAAGCUGUUUGUUCUCUCUAUCCUUGGCCUGCAGAGCUCAGGCAAGUCCACUCUGCUGAAUACACUCUUUGGGCUGCAGUUCAUGGUCAGUGCAGGCAGGUGUACCCGGGGGGCCUACAUGCAGCUCCUGAAGGUGGAGGAGACAUUCACAGGGGAACUUGGCUUUGACUUUGUGCUGGUUGUGGAUACUGAAGGUCUCCGAGCCCCAGAACUCAGCAAUAAAUCCCAGAAUAGAGACAAUGAGUUGGCAACCUUUGUCAUUGGACUUGGGAACUUGACUCUCAUCAAUAUUUUUGGGGAGAACCCAUCAGAGAUGCAGGAUAUCCUACAGAUAGUUGUCCAAGCCUUUCUGAGGAUGAAACAGGUGAAAAUCUCACCAAGUUGCAUCUUUGUCCAUCAGAAUGUGGGGGAAGUUACUGCUGAAGACCAAUUGAUGGAAACACGUAGGAGACUAGAGCAGAGACUAGACGAAAUGGCAAAAUUAGCAGCAGAACAAGAACAGUGCUCAGACAUCACCUGCUUCAGUGAUGUCAUUAAGUUUGAUGUCAACACUCAAGUCUACUACUUUGCUCACCUCUGGGAUGGCAAUCCUCCAAUGGCCCCUCCCAAUCCUCGCUACAGCCUCAACGUGCAGGAACUGAAAAGAAAAAUUCUUAUGAGUGCCAAACAGGAAUCCAAGGGAAGCAUCAUGAAGAUAUCAGAUGUAAAAUCCCGUGUUCAAGAUUUGUGGAAAGCUCUGGUGAGUGAGAACUUUAUUUUCAGUUUCAAGAACACCCAAGAGGUGGUGGCCAUGAGCAAACUGGAAACCAUGUACAACCAGUGGACCUGGGAACUGAGGAGUCAUGUGCUGGAACUGCAGCUCCAGCUGACCAACCAGAUUAAGAAUGGGAAAAUGCAGAGACUUAGCAUAAGUACAAUUGAGGCCCCAGUUACAGAAAAAUAUGAAGCUGUCAAGCAAGAAUUUGAAAAAUUUUUAAAAGAAGAUAAAGAUAGUGAAAUAUUGAUUCAAUGGAAAGCAAAUUUUGAGCAUAAACUCCUCAUGCUUAAAGAGACACUUAUUGCAGAAUGCACAAGAAAAAUCAAUGAACUUAUUAGUUUUAAAAAAAGUCAAGAAAGUCUGGAUAAGAAAAAAACAGAAUAUGAAAGAGAAUUACUGGAAAAGAGCAGGAAGUUGGCUUUAUCUAUAAAGAAUAAAGAGUUAAGUGUGGAAGAACUACAGGAGAAAUUUAGUCAACUUUGGACAAAAUGGGUCUGUGAUGUGUCCUCAAAUAUCCCUCAAGUCAAAGAGCCUGACAUUGAGCUGGAUUAUGAAAGAACCCUUUUGGAUUAUUUCAAAAGUGAUAAUAACUAUGUGGUGGAGGCACUGAAGAAAAGUUCCAGAGAGAAGUUUCAAAUUGAUUACCCCAGACAUAUCACAAUGAGUAAGACAUUUUACGUCUUCUCAAAGCACAUAGAGGUCCGUGACGAAGAAUCCAUUAAUGUUGCUACUAACCACAUCUUUGCAAGAUUUGAGGAAACUAUUAACCACAUUCGUUUGCAACAGCGUGAUUACGAUUCCAGUGAUUUCCAUAAAAUCCUGAGAAUAAUAGAAGAGGAAGUGAAAUCUGAACCCAAAAAAGAAAGAUACUCAUUUACAAACAAAUAUAAGAUUGACAUAUCUUUGCAUUUAUUUAGAAAAGCCUCACAGCAUUUUAAAGAAAUGCAUGCCUCAUUCAAGAGAGCAAAUGACCCUGUUAAUUAUUUGGAGUCUAAGAAAGAUGAUUUCUUCCUGAGUUUUAAAAUCUCCUGCCAAGGAGCAACUUCUAUCAAAACAUUUGUUGAUUUUCUAUGGAACAAGCUCUCCCCAGCUGUGUCCACCACCAUAAGGGAAAAAACAGUCCCUAAAAUUGCUGGGGACAUGAGAAGUUGCCCUGAAUUCAAUGGAAACAGAGCUAACUUGGAGAAACACAUUCUCAUCUCUCUGGCAGAGGAAGAGAACUUUGAAAAGUACUGGCAAUAUAUUCAUGAUCCAAAAUCAUUUUUCAAAAGUUACAUUGAAACGCGAGUUAGAAAAUACUGUUCAGGAUCAGGAGCUGAAAAUAUACAGGAUAGUUUAAAGCAAAGUUUAGAUUAUAUCAAGAAUGUCCUGCUCUCUGCUAUUCAUAAAUCCACAGCAGAAGCUAAAGACAAAAGCAGCACUGCCUCUGAGUGGCUGGAUUUGUUCUGUGAUCACCUGGGGAGCAACCUCAUCUUUCCACGAAGUGACUUGAUAAGCAUUGAACACCAGGAGAUUUUAGACAUGCAGUUUCUCAAGCAAGCCAUGAGUGCAGAUUUGGGUCCUGCAAUGAAGAUAGUUGAACAAAAUUGUUUGCGUCAGCCUGUAGGUGAAAUGGUUCUUGUGGUUGAAAAAAUACUCUAUGAACACCUGUGUGGCUGCUGGAAACAGUGUCCGUUCUGCAGAGCCAUCUGCACAAACACAAUUCCUGAACAUGAUGGAGACCACAGUGUUCCCUUCCACCGUCCUCAGGCAGUCAACGGCUGGCACUGGAUAAAAACAGACAACUUUUCCAUUGAUUGUUGUAGUACCAUGGUGGCCAGUGACUGCUCAUUUAUUUUACAUGAUGACCAGAGUUUCCCAUACAAGAACUACCGACAGGCAGGAGGGGAUUAUGCCACGUGGAGCAUCACUCCAGAUUCAUCCACCCAGCCCUAUUGGAAGUGGUUUGUCUCUCACUUCAGAUCAAAUCUAGAAGAGAAAUAUGCGUUGAAAUUUGCAGGUAAAGGUCAAAUCCCUGAUGCAUGGGCCAGAAUCACAAAGCAGCAAGUGCUUGAUGACUUGAAACAACAGUAAUAUUCUUAUGGUCACAAGAGUCCCAGCAUCUAUCUACCUGAAGAAACACAAAAUUUGUCCUCAUAGUGAGAAGUACACUCCUGCCAUUUUCAAAAUACAUGCUGCAAAAAAAAGUCAAUCUGUUCAAGAAUUACAGAUUUCCUUUGAAAGGAUUUUAUUUCUCUGUGCUUCAACUUCCUCUGAUGUAAAGGAAACUGUAAAAUACACAAACACGGAAUAAAAUCAGUAUCAUCCACUUCAACACCUAUUCAUGAAGCUAGCAUAGUGGUAUAGCAGGCUACGCUUUCAGGGUCUGCAUCCCAUUCGGAUGCCAGUUAACAUCUUGGUUGGUCCACUUCCAUUUCAGUUCACUGCUUGACCUGGGAAAGCAGCAGAGGAUGG